AGGAAAAAAGGAACGUCUAAGAACAGGAGGAGCCCAUCGUGUUCUUCGGUUCCUCCAGCCAUCGCCGGGAGAGGAAAAAUGGUCUUUGCUCUGCUCAGAAUUUGAAGUUUCAGAAGCCUACGCCGGAGCUCAGGCCCUUCCGGAGGCCGUCGAGCUUCAAAAACCGUCGUUUAUGGCCACCGCCGGCAUGGGUACUUCACGCCCUUUGACUCUGUUGCUCCUUGUAAUCUUCAACUUGCUUUCCAACACCAUCACCGGCGGCGGCGGUGUCUCUGCUGAAAGCGGCGUGUUCAGCGUCAAAUACAAGUAUGCCGGCCGGGAGCGUUCUCUUAGUACCCUUAAGGCGCACGACAUCAGCCGUCAGCUUCGAUUUCUUGCCGGCGUCGAUAUCCCACUCGGUGGCUCCGGCCGACCUGAUGCCGUCGGGCUUUACUAUGCAAAAAUUGGAAUUGGAACUCCUCCCAAGGACUAUUAUGUUCAAGUUGAUACAGGGAGUGACAUCGUGUGGGUGAAUUGUAUUCAGUGUAUGGAGUGUCCGAGGAAAAGCACUCUUGGGAUGGAGCUCACUCCGUAUAAUAUAGAGGAAUCCACAACUGGGAAAUUGGUUUCCUGCGAUGAACAAUUUUGCUUGGAGGUGAAUGGGGGUCCACUUUCAGGCUGCACUGGUAAUAUGUCCUGUCCAUACCUUCAGAUAUACGGCGACGGGAGCUCAACUGCUGGAUACUUCAUCAAGGACUACGUACAAUAUGAUCGGGUUUCUGGAGACCUUGAAACUACAGCUGCUAAUGGAAGUAUCAAGUUUGGAUGUGGUGCCCGACAAUCUGGGGAUCUAGGCUCAUCCGGCGAAGAAGCACUUGAUGGCAUACUUGGAUUUGGGAAAUCAAAUUCAUCUAUUAUUUCACAACUAGCCUCCUCUAGAAAAGUGAAAAAGAUGUUUGCUCAUUGCCUAGAUGGAAUAAAUGGCGGUGGUAUCUUUGCAAUGGGACAUGUUGUUCAGCCAAAAGUUAACAUGACUCCGUUGGUACCAAAUCAGCCACAUUACAAUGUCAAUAUGACGGGAGUACAAGUUGGUCGUGUCAUGUUAAAUAUUUCGGCUGAUGUAUUUGAGGCAGGAGACAGAAAAGGGACAAUCAUUGAUAUUGGUACAACUUUGGCAUAUCUUCCAGAAUUGAUUUACGGACCAUUAGUAACCAUGAUAAUCUCACGGCAACCUAAUUUGGAAGUUCAAACCAUUCAUGGAGAGUAUAAAUGUUUUCAGUACUCAGAAAGUGUCGAUGAUGGAUUUCCUCCAGUUAUUUUCCAUUUCGAGAAUUCACUCUUGUUGAAGGUUUACCCUCAUGAGUAUCUAUUCCAAUAUGAGGGCUUGUGGUGUAUGGGUUGGCAAAACAGUGGGAUGCAAUCUAGGGAUAGGAAGAACGUUACCCUCUUUGGAGAUCUAGUGCUAUCAAAUAAGCUAGUUUUAUAUGAUCUUGAAAACCAGACAAUCGGGUGGACCGAGUACAACUGUUCUUCAAACAUCAAAGUGCAGGAUGAACAGACUGGAACAGUUCAUUUAGUUGGUUCACAUUCCAUUUCUUCAGCCUGCAGAUUGAAUUCCCAAUGGGCUGUGAUCUUGUUGUUCCUGAUCUUGCUUAUGCACUGGUCAGCUCAUUUCAGAUGUUUCAGCUAACACAAAAUACCAUCACCCAAGAGGUAAUAUUUUUAGAUAGAAUCAAGUAUAGAAGAAAUCCUUGAGAUUCAUUUAACUGUAGUUGAAAACUAAUCACAGUUGUGUAUAAUGGAGAGAGAAAAAGAGAGAGAGAAAAAGAGAGAGAGAGAGAGAGAGAGAGAGAGAGAGAGUUAUCUUUCAAAGAUGCUUCUCCUGGGCAAUUUAUUUUCCCAUGGAGAUUUUCUGAAGUAAAUCAUCUCUGAUUGGUCUGUGUUUAGAUUUGUAAAGUGAAUCCUCUUUCUGCAAACAGAUUUGUAGAUUCAGUAUAGUUUCUGAUAGGGAAAAAAAAAGUGCAGGUAGUUUUAUGAACUCAAGGGUUAACAUGUAAGAAAUAUUUAUUCUACUUGGGGGUAUUGAUAGUUCUUUAAGUUUUGUUUUCCUUUUUCUUCCAUUUCUGUUCGUGCUAAUUUGUUGGGAAAAAUUGGGGCUGAUUGUUAACAGGUUUGUAUUUUGUGCA
This is a messenger RNA of Momordica charantia (bitter melon), 2165 nucleotides long. Its product is annotated as Eukaryotic aspartyl protease family protein. Gene Ontology annotation, molecular function: aspartic-type endopeptidase activity. NCBI's taxonomy places the organism in Eukaryota, Viridiplantae, Streptophyta, Magnoliopsida, Cucurbitales, Cucurbitaceae. The record is from RefSeq and is a predicted model, not a curated record. Gene Ontology annotation, biological process: proteolysis.